GUUGCAACUACGAACGAAAUCGGUUUACACCGGCGCCGAUGGAACUCCUCAGCAUCACGUUGUACUUAGUAGGGGCCGUGUCAGGUCUUCUGUACUACUAUUUGCGUCGUAAAUUUGCCUACUGGUCGGAUAGGAAUGUUCCGUACGUUUCCGGAUCCCUACCGAUGGGAUCGUUCAACGGGAUGGGCAGCAAGAAGCACUUCGUGGAGAUCAUGACUCCCGUUUACGAGCAGUACAAAAAGACGCACACUACCGUUGGAAUGUUCCUUUGCGUCAAUCCGCUGUUGUUGGCAACGGAUUUGGAUUUCGUUAAGCAGGUUCUGGUGAAGAAUUUCAACAGUUUUCACGACCGAGGGAUGUUCUUCAACGAAAGGGACGACCCGCUGGCAUCGCAUAUGUUUUCUAUCGAAGGCGAAAGGUGGCGAUUCUUGCGGAACAAGCUGAGUCCGACGUUCAGUUCCGGGAAAAUCAAGUACAUGUUCCUGACGGUCCGUGAGAUUGGGUUGGAAUUUUCGGAUAGUUUCGAGCCGUAUUUGGAGCAGAAGAAACCCGUGGAUGUGAGCGCACAGGCGGCGAUGUUCACAUGCGACGUUAUCGGGUCUUGUGCGUUUGGAUUGAAUUGUAAUGCUUUGAAGGACGGAAGCACAAAGCUGCUGGAUUUGGCUGACAAGAUUUUUCACCCGCGCCCGUUGCAAAUGGUAUGGAUGCUUCUGUUGAUUAGUUUCCGCGAGCUGGCUGUGAAGCUGAGACUGAAGCAAACUCCUGCUGACGUUGAGAGCUACUUCGUUGAUGUGGUGCGGAAGACGGUGGAACACCGCGAGAAGAAUAAUAUUACUCGUCCGGACUUUCUUCAACUGUUGAUGAGAUUAAAAAAUAAAGGAACGGUCGAUGAGAAUGAGGAAGAUUCCAACGAAACUAUCACGAUGAAUGAGGUGAUUGCGCAGGCGUUCCUAUUUUUCUUCGCCGGAUUUGAAACGUCAUCCAAGGCGCUAUCAUUUGCAUUGUUCGAGCUGGCAAUUAAUCCGGAAAUUCAAGAGAAAACUCGCGAGGAAGUUCAACGAACUCUUGCCAAAUACGACGGCUUGAUAACUUAUGAAGCCUUAAAGGAUAUGACUUACGUGGAACAAGUCGUUAACGAAUCUCUCCGGAAGUAUGCUCCCGUCGGACAGAUAGUUCGCAUUGCAAACGAGCCACAUCGAGUACGGUCACCAGAUUUCACCCUCGAAAAAGGCACCAUGGUGAUGAUUCCCGUGCAUUCGAUCCAUCACGAUGCGGAGAUCUAUCCGGAUCCGUCACGCUUCGAUCCGGAUCGUUUCACACCGGAGGCAAUCGGCGGUCGUCAUUCGCACAGUUUUCUGCCGUUUGGGGACGGACCUCGAAACUGCAUUGGCAUGCGGUUUGCCCUGCUGGAGGUCAAGUUUGGAAUCGCACAGCUGCUAAGUCGGUUGCGUUUCAGCGUGAAUGAGCAAACGCAGGUCCCGCUGCGGUACGAUCCGAAGGGUAACGUGGCCUCGGCGCUGGGUGGAAUCUGGUUGAACGUCGAACGGGUCUGAAGUGAGAGCAGUGCACGAUCAAGAGUUCCAUUCAAAUAUAAUCCGAGUGUCAUUUCAAUUGAACUUAUCGACAAUGCAUCCAAUUCUGUUCAGAUAGAUUAAAGAGCUCUUAUGACAACUGUAAAAACAAAUUAGGAAUAAAUUCUGAGGCUACUCUCAAAC
Molecule: messenger RNA, 1715 nt
Organism: Armigeres subalbatus
Lineage: Eukaryota; Metazoa; Arthropoda; Insecta; Diptera; Culicidae
Product: probable cytochrome P450 6a14
Exons: 2
Coding region: 39-1553 (504 amino acids)
Molecular function (GO): heme binding; monooxygenase activity; oxidoreductase activity, acting on paired donors, with incorporation or reduction of molecular oxygen
Source: RefSeq, a predicted model, not a curated record